Messenger RNA from Eleginops maclovinus (Patagonian blennie), 9067 nucleotides. RefSeq names its product adhesion G protein-coupled receptor A3 (gene adgra3). The record is from RefSeq and is a predicted model, not a curated record. NCBI's taxonomy places the organism in Eukaryota, Metazoa, Chordata, Actinopteri, Perciformes, Eleginopidae. Gene Ontology annotation, molecular function: protein binding; G protein-coupled receptor activity. The transcript is spliced from 19 exons. The coding region runs from base 707 to 4780 and encodes 1357 amino acids. Gene Ontology annotation, biological process: G protein-coupled receptor signaling pathway; cell surface receptor signaling pathway. Gene Ontology annotation, cellular component: plasma membrane; external side of plasma membrane.
UGACAAUGGUGGAGCCCGGGGCAGAGCAACUGGAGGAGGACUCCUCAAUGGACAGAGAACCGAGCAUUGAAUACUUUCCGAAGACGCUGUAGAGCUAAGACACAACACUUUAACUGAGGAUAUUCUUCUUUAAAACGAAGUAGAGCGUUUAUACUUGUUUUUUUUCUGCAUUGGCAGCACAUUUUAAGCGGAAAGGUGUUGGUUUUUUUGAGUAAUUUCCUCUGGGAAAAGAAGAGAGAAGGAAAGUUUAGCGCUCUUGCUUGGAUUUAUAAAAAGUAAAAAAAAUCACUCGGAAGUUAAAGUUUGGGUUGAAUAGAAGUCUGGCUUUGUUUCCUGAAGUUAGUGCGGAUAACCUGGGAGUACUCCUGCCGCCCCCCGGUGGAAAAGACACCCGGACCCACGCUAUGCGCAACAAAGAAACCCUCUCAACUACUGCACAAGUUAUUUAGUAACCAGCGAGCACACUCAGCUCAAAAUACACGGAUUUGCAGAGUUCCAGGAAAUGUGAAUUACACCAGGGUGGAAGAGGAAUUAUAAAUGAGUCUUGUGGAAAAAACAAAGGAGGACACCGAGAGAGAAAUGGAGGAGGAAGGCUGCCUGGAGCCAAACAAGAUACUGGCACUCUCUUUUUUAUCUUAACAAAGCUCAGCUCCGCGUUUAGCGAAACAUUUCCUGUGCCCAUGCUGCAGUGGUUUUCUGUGUGAACAUGAAGGUGGAUGUGUUGCGGUUGUUUGUGAUUUUGCUGCUCGGUGGAGGCUGUGGAGGUUCGGCGGUAUCAUCUGAUUGCAAAUCAUUUGAGGAGCGUUCGAAAAGCGGGGGGAAGAGCCUGCCGUCCGACGACCGGAAAGUGGUGUGCAGCAACAUGGAGCUCCAUCAGGUGCUGCCCCCGGACUCCUUUCCCAACAGGACCGUCACUCUAAUUUUAAACAACAACAAGAUUCAAGAACUCCGAAAUGGAUCCUUCUUUGGAUUAUCUACAUUGGAGAAAUUGGACCUGCGGAGUAACAUGAUCAGUCGUAUUGAGCCUGGAGCUUUCCUGGGACUGCCGGCACUCAAAAGACUGGACUUGUCCAACAACAGCAUCGGCUGUCUCAACGUGGACAUCUUCAAGGGCCUCACCAAUCUGAUCAGACUAAACCUCUCAGGGAACAUCUUUUCCUCUUUGGCUCAGGGGACUUUUGACAGCUUGGUGUCUCUGAAGUCACUGGAGUUCCAGACGCCGUUCCUGCUGUGUGACUGCAACCUGACGUGGCUGCUGCGCUGGAUCAAAGACAGGAACAUGGUGGUGAAGAACACAAAGUGCUCCUUCCCUCAGUCCCUGCAGGGCCAGCUCAUCACCUCCAUCAAGCCCGAGCUGCUCACCUGUGACGCCCCCCUGGAGCUGCCCUCUUUCCAGCUGACCCCCUCCCAGCGCCAGGUGGUGUUUCAGGGGGAUAGCCUGCCCUUCCAGUGCCAGGCCUCCUUCGUGGCCGAGGACAUGCAGGUGCUGUGGUACCAGAACGGCCGCAUGGUCAAACCAGACGCCGCGCAGGGCAUUUUCAUCGAGAAGCACAUGGUGCAGAACUGCUCUCUCAUCGCAAGUGCUUUGACUAUCUCCAACAUCCAGCCGGGGUUCACUGGGAACUGGGAGUGCCGGGUCAGGACAAGCAGAGGAAACACCACCAGGACUGUCCAUAUCGUGGUGCUGGAGAGUUCUGCAGAGUACUGCGCCCCUGAACGCAUCUCCAACAAUAAGGGAGAGUUCAAAUGGCCUCGCACUCUGGCGGGGAUCAGAGCGUACCUGCCCUGCAACAGACUGCCAUCGAGCGCCGGAACGUACUCAGGAGGCUCCGGCGAGGAGCAGCGAGCAUGGCGAUACUGCGACCGCAAAGGUCUGUGGACGGAGGAGGACUACUCACGCUGCCAGUUCCAGAAAGACGUCACCAGAUUUCUGUUUGUCAUCAACCAGAUGGCUCUGAAUGAGAGUAACGUUGUUGCCCGGGCUCGCCGCCUGCUCGUCUACACCAUCGAUGCCGCCAACUUCUCCGACAAGAUGGACAUCAUCUUCGUGGCUGACAUGAUCGAGAAGUUUGGCAAGUUUGUCGAGAAGUUUAAAGAUCUGGGUGAGGUGAUGAUCAGCAUGGCCUCUAACCUGAUGCUGGCAGAUGAGCGCGUGCUGUGGAUGGCUCAGCGUGAAGCCGCGGCGUGCUCUCGCAUCAUCGCCUGCCUGCAGAAGAUCGCCGUCUACCGCCUGGCCACGGCACAGGCCUUCUCCCUGACCUCCCCCAACAUCGCGCUGGAGGCUCACGCUGUCAGGGCCGCCGACUGGAACGGUAUGACCUGCAUGUUGUUCCAGAGGCCGAGCCAGGAUCGCUCACCGGGAGGGGACCGCCAGCUCACCUUCAAAUGCAACACCACCAGCUCUUUCUCCAGCAUCCUGCACAAGAGCACCAUAGUGGAGGCGUCCCUGCAGCUUCCUCAGGCCCUCUUCACCCCGGCUGCGCUCCCCGGGCAGCCAGAGGACACGAUCUACAAGCUCCAACUCCUGGCCUUCCGCAACGGAAAGUUCUUCCCCUCCACCAUCAACUCCUCCCAGCUGGCUGAUGGGGGGAAGAGGAGGAGUGUGGCCACCCCCGUCAUCAUGACCAAGAUCGACGGCAUGACCCUGCGUGUCCUGAGGUCUCCCGUCAACAUCACCCUGCGGCGGUUUGCCCGCGGCUCAGACGCCGUGUCCGCCUGCUGGAACUUCAGCCUAGUGGGGGGGCAGGGAGGAUGGCAGAGCGACGGCUGCCGCAUCCUCGACCAUCACGACAACUUCACCACCAUAUCCUGCAGCACUCUGGGCAACUACGGCCUGCUGAUGGACCUCAGCAGUGUGGAGUACUUCUCUCCCAGCAUCCGGCCCUUGCACCCUGUCACCUAUGCCACUACGAUCAUCCUCCUGAUCUGCCUGCUCACCAUAGCUAUCAGCUACAUCUACCAUCACAGGUCUGUCCGUGUGAGCCGCAAGUUUUGGCACAUGCUGGUUAACCUCUGCUUCCACAUCUGCCUCACCUACGGGGUCUUUGUCGGGGGAAUAAAUCAGACGCGUUAUGCAAGCGUGUGCCAGGCUGUUGGGAUCUUGCUGCACUACUCCACUCUGGCCACCGCUCUGUGGGUGGGGGUGACCGCACGCAACAUUUACAAACAGGUGACGCGGAAGGCCAAGCGCUACGAGGAGCUGGACGAACCCCCGCCCCCACCGCGGCCCAUGCUGAGGUUCUACUUAAUCGGCGGAGGGAUACCCAUCAUUGUCUGUGGGAUCACUGCAGCAGCAAACAUCAAGAACUACGGCAGCCGGACCAAUGCCCCAUACUGCUGGAUGGCCUGGGAGCCCAGUAUCGGCGCUUUUUACGGCCCUGUGGGAUUCAUCAUCUUCGUGGACUGCAUGUACUUCCUCAGCAUCCUGCUGCAGCUGCGCCGCCACCCGGAGCGCCGCUACGAGUUCAAGGAGCUGACGGAUGAGCAGCAGCACCUGGCUCUAGUCCACAGCGAGGCGGGGGCCGACGCUACCAGCAGCCACUGCCACCCCCUCACCCUGCAGCUGCCGCCUGAGGCAUCCUCCUCCGUCGGGUCCGCUCCACACUCGGUGCCGCUGUCGGCACUGGAGAACGAGCACACCUUCGCCGCUCAGCUGAUGGGUGCGGCGGGGGCCUUGGGGCUGUACGGCGCCCUCUGGGUGUUCGGGGCCAUGUCCGUGUCGCAGGACCACCCCUUCGACUUAGCCUUCACCUGCCUGUACGGGGUGGCCGCGCUGGCGCUCGGGGCCUUCAUGGUGGCCCAUCACUGUGUCAACAGACAGGAUAUGAGGCGCUACUGGUCCCAGGCUUGUUGCUCGGGGAGACGGGCCUACUCUGCACAGGAGGACGUGCUCCUGCCUCAGCCGGGCGUGGCAAUGACGUCCACAGCGGGGUCAGCGAGCAAAGCAGACGGGGAGUCGACGAGGUGCGGCCACAGCAGCGCAGACUCUUCUUACACAAAUAAAAGCGCCCACAGCGUGCGUAACUCCGCCCACGGCAGCAAGCUGACCAAUCUGCACGCAGAGGCGGCGCAGUGUAAGCCCGCCUCUGCACCGGUGACUGCUAACGGUGCAGCUGUUUUAGACAACAGCCUGACGGAACAUUCUAUAGACAAUGAAAUAAAGAUGCACGUGGCUCCGGUGGAGGUGCAGUUCCGCCCGAUGAACAACAUCAACAAUCCAGCAGCGCUCCCCAACGGGCACGUGAGCAGGCAUCACAAAAACAGAGCGCGGGCGCACAGGGCCAGCCGGCUGACAGUGCUGCGAGAGUACGCCUACGAUGUCCCCACCAGCGUGGAGGGCAGCGUGCAGAGCGCCUCCCACAGACGGCACCACCAUUACGACGUAGCGGCGCGCAACAGUCGCCGUGCGGCCUACAUGGCAUACAGGGAGCGCCACCAGAGCCAGCUGCAACACGACAGCAGCGACAGCGCCAGCCUUCCACGCCGCCCCCGCCAGGCAGACAAGGGAGGUGGCAGCAAGCUGGGGAACGGGACGGUGGUGACUGUGGAGAAGGAGCAGGUCGAUGCUGAUACUGCGGCCGGGUCCGUCUGCAGUAAAGACUCUGACCCGGCCCCGCAGCCCGACACAGAACUAGAGACACAGCCCAAAUCUUACGGGCUGAACCUGGUCACUCAGAACGGCGGCACCCUCAAAGAAAACGGACAGCUUGUGCCUUUAAUAACCACGGAGAGUGCAGCCAGUAUAAAGACCGGGCUGUGGAAACAUGAAACUACUGUGUAGCGACAGUUUCCGUCCCAAAGACUGCACCGUGACACGCCUUUAAACUGUGAAAUGCUUUUGUUUUUCGAUUGUACAGUUAUUUUAUCAAAUCAUUACUGCCACUGAACUAUCUCUGUAGAUAUGGUUUUUUUGUAAAUGGUCUAUUUUUAUAACUUUAAUCCAAACCUUUUGUGCCAUUUUAAGAGUUGUGUAAUUGAAACUGCAUACCGUUACCCCCGGGGAUUUAUUUUCCAGUUAAUAGUUUCCCAACAAUAAUAAAACAAAAGUGUUGUACACCUAAUUUGAAAGUUGUUCCUCUGAUCCCCUCUCUUUCCAGCCGGGGCAAAGGUGAGCCCGAGCUGUUUUCUUUCCAAGAAUUACUCGUGCUGACAGAAUAUGACAAGCUGGUAAUUGGGUUUCUCGCUGACCUUCAGGUGGCCUCAGGUCCCCCUCCUCAGCGGGCCUUCUUUAAUUGCAGCUGGCUUCAGGCUUAUAGGAGCAUCUCCUGACUGCUGGCAGAUUCCAUGAGUGCAGCACGUCCUGAACUCCCACUGACUUGAUACCUGGGCUGUGAUUGACAGCUGACUCGCAAAGCAGCCGCCAGGAGAAGACAGAAUAAUGAGAGGAGUGUGGCUCGUUCCCCUUCACCUCCUCCUUCCUCCACAGUCCCGGGCAGAGAGCAUACAACAGAUACUUUAUGCUCAGUAUUGAAAUGAUAGAACAUUUUAAAUGUAUGACAUAGUGGUUGUCUGACAGUGAAUCUGUUCCCUUUAAGGGUAGAGCAAGGGGGAUUAUGGGACAAACAACUCUCACCUCUGCUAUAUAGCUGCAAGACACAGACUUAAUGGUCGUUUUUUGUCUCCCUUCGUGCCUCUGUGGUCGUUUUGCAGCUGUUUUGCAUUUAUUUGUGGUUCUGUUCGCUAAACCAUCCAUGUAGUGGUGAAAAUGGUAUUCAGAUCAUUAACUUAAGUACAAACUAUUGUGUUUACCAACAUUAGGGGUCUGAUAUAGGAUAAAUCUGAGCCGUCAACAGCUUUUAUGGAAGUGUGCAAUUAUUGUCAGAAAGUCCAUGUCACACUGUUAGAGUGAAAACCCUCUCCAAUGCUUUAAUAUUAAUAUUCAAUAAGACGAUCGCUCCCUAUUCAACGUGAUAUUCAUGUCUUCUCACAGCAUGGCACUCUCUUGAAAUGUUAAAGGUUGUGCUGUAAAAUGUUCCCUCAAUUUUCCACAUUUAAGAACUCAUCAGCGAUGAACGCCUGCUGAUCACUCCCAUGGCAGAGGAAGCACAGCUCCAAUGGAUCCAAUUUUUCAUUAAUGGCAUAUUAAUAAAACACACCCAGGCAGAGAUAUAUUGCCCAGCCAACUUGGAUGUGACACAUUAUAAUAAGACUUCUGAAUUAUGUAGAGAGCAGUUAUGCCAUGAUUAGUCGCACCCUCACAGAUUUCCUCCAGGCAUGAAAGAGUGAUCUUCAAAUAAUUGCCAAGGUUCUUUAACACUGCCAUUGGUCAUAGAGUUCAUCUCAGGCUGUCAGCGAGGCAGGGAAUGACAAUGGGAGGAUGUUUGUGCUGUGUGAGGAAAAAGCUCAUUAAAGCAAAUGCACUGAUAGCAUCUCUGCUUUAAGAUCACGGGGACACCUUGGGCGGAAAUCCAUAAUAAAUUAAGAUAAAACAAAUGGAGUCAUUUAGAUGUUUUCUUCGUCUCAUUCAGAAGUCUUAGGGUCAGACGCCAGAAAUAGCACAUCAGAGGAUCCUCAUUGUAAACAGUCUAUUUUCAGAAACAGCCAUGACGCCUCUUUUCCAGCCAGUUUCCACUUAGUGUGGGCUGUGGAGCGUAUCUGAGCUGCGUGCCUCACCAGGAGGACGACCAGCGGGAGACAGCUGAUGUCUGUUUACAUUCUCCAGCCGCUGCUCGUCCCCCUGCAGCAGCAUCUGCCUCUGCUGUGGAAACCUGCCUCUGCAAUGAAGAUUGAUACUUUUCCGAGAGUGAAGCCAUCUGAUUGUAAUUAGCUGGCUGUGGCUGUCCAGGGGAGCCACAAAUACUUUCUACCUGCAGUGUGAUCACCUACCCAAAAACCUCCAAGGCCUGUUGUAAAGAUUAAAGCAAUAGUUAGCUCACAGGGUUUGUGAUGAUCGCUGCCUCCUGAGAUAACUGCUGAAUGUAUGUAGUUUGGUAAGUUUUCUCUGAGCAGAUAUUUGCACAGGAAGGGACAUCAGUAUGCAAGUUGUGUUUAAGCUAAGGUCAGGGCUUUUCGCCAGUGUUUGCAGCACUCAACUCACACAAUUACACACAUCAUACUGCCCACCUUCUCUAGACAAAUGUAUGAUUGCUUCACAUUACAGCAACACCAUUAUUAGUUGCUAGUUUGUUUUUAUCAUAAACAUUUCAUACUUGCCCAUAAUUUCCUCAAGAAUAGCUGAUUCACUGUCUUCAGAUUUGCAUUAGGCGAGGGCAACUUGGUUUUUUGCUGAUAAUGCCAAACAGGAGUAGACAUUUUCCUGUCUGUUAUUUAUGGUAAUAGUGGUGAUUGAAUAAAGUUAAUGAUGGAGGAAGAUGAUGCUGCACUAUUUAGUUGUUUUUUCAGGAAGUGACCUUUCUAUUUAUUCAACGGAUAAAAGUGUCAGAAGAAGUUGGCUGUUUAGUGCCAUUUUAAAUAAUCUGCCAGUCAACAAUUUAGAAUAAAACUCCACAUCUCAUCCUGUCAAAUCACACUGCAAAUUCCAUUUUCCACUUCAAAAUGGACUCUUCUCAAUAUUGUGGCGCAGUAGUUCUCAUACUGUGUGGGAUGAAGAUAUUACAUUAAGGUCCUAACUUUGCAUUAAGAUGAAUGGAAGUGACAAAAUUCCAAUAUAUAAGCAGCUUCCUCAUUAAGUACAGCGCAGAGAGCUUGUGUGCAAACCAAAAUAUAUCAUGAUUAAACUUUGGGCACUAUCAGAGAGCAGGACACAAAUAGAUGCUCACUUGGAGAUCUCCAGGGAGGGGGAUGCUGCAGCUUCAAUAUCAUUAGAGCAGUUUGGACUCGGAAUAGUUUUCCCAAAGUUCAAAUGUUAAUUCCUGCAUUGAAAUCAGACAACCUGCACUUUAAUUACAUGUAACAAAUAGUCAAAGAAAAGUGGUCAAUUGUGUUAAUGUUUUUAACUUUUUUAGCUUAGUUCUCUAAAUUCUUCCUAUAAUGAAGAGGGGAAAUUAGAUUCUUAAUGCAUUAUUUUACAGAUUAUUUUCCAGUGUCACACACAUACACACAUUGCCCUCUAAUGAUGACAUCAAGCCUUCUGUGUUGAUGGACCUGUGCUCUCAUUAACGGCCUCACUGCCAUCCAUCUACCUGUGCCAGACAGUGUAGGAGCUCAUUUUGGCCUCAUCUUUCUGUCCAGGUGCUCUGUUAUUUAUAGCCUCCUCAAAAACCGCAUCACUCAUUGUUCAUGGUGACAGAUUACGACAGUGACCCUCUCUCUCACACACACUCAGACAUUAAAGGUUGUCUCCUGGAAUGCAUCUGUCUUGUCGACGUGCUGUAGGGAUUGUAAUGACGCUUAACAUGCGGAUCCAAGGACAGUUCCAAAUAUUGAACAGAGACAUUUCCAAAUACUUAUUGGUGAUCUUUAAUGAUCACAAAAUGAGAGUCGGCUAGCAUAGUGUAACAACUAGCACAUAACCGCGUAUAAUAAUCAUGUUGUUUAAAACAACCAAAUAUAAUUUCUUAAUUUCAAGGUUCUAGCGUGCUCCAAAGCAGAUUUUGUUCCAGUUGUACUAAGUAAGGCUAGCUGUUGCUGGCUAAACAUUUAAACACAUAAUCUUGAAUCUAUUUUGAUCCUGACAUCAAGUUUACAUAGCUUAGUUUACAUAGGCUAUGCUAAUGCUAGCAAACUUUACAGAUGUUGCUCUGUUCACUGACUUUAUUGCUCUUCAUUACUUGCACUACUGUUACACAAUGUAGCAGCAAUUAUUAUGAGCAUUUCUUAAUGUUCUGCUGUCUUACUUUAAUAUUCCUAAAACGUUUUUUAAAGAUCUGAUUAAACACUUUGAAUAAAAAGAUGCUUGAUGAAAAUGCAUGAGGCAAACUGCAGUUAAUGCUUAUCACCUUCACCAACAAAUGUAUCAUUUGAGUUCUUAAAGCUCCUGUUCUCUAUUAUUAGUAUUAUUAUUAUUAUUAUUAUUAUUAUUAUUAUUAUUAUUAUUAUUAUUAUUAUUAUUAUUCUGUAAUCCAGGAUUUCAGGAAACUGGAACAUGUAGCACUAGGUCUGUUCUUUGCUUUUCACUUGCUGCAUGUAAUUCAUGUAUAUUCCAUAAAUAAAUGUGUCUAAAAAUAUU